GCGCCGCCGCACCGCGGGCGCCGACGGGAGGCCCGCUUUCGCCGGCGGCCCGAGCCAGAGCUGGCGAGACGACGCCUUCUUCGGGUGGCUGCCCGGCCGAGGGCCCGACGCGGAGGGCAAGCACCAGCUUCACCGGCCCCUGGAGCAGGCCCGCCUCAAGCGGCUGCCCUCCUUCUCGGAGCAGGCGGCGCUGGGCAUCACCGGGCACGGCAUCGGGCUGCUCAGGGUGUGGAUCAACGGAGCCGCCGGCCUCCGGUACGACGCGAUGUCGGGCCUGCGCGGGAAGCCGAGCUCGUGCGUGAAGGUGAAGGUUGGCAGCAAGGAGCAGCUCACAGCCACGGUGAGCGCGGACUCCGACCCUCGCUGGAACUCCCCCGUCAUGACCUUCGAGGUGGAGUCCAGGGCCAGCACGCUCACGCUGGAGGUCUGUUCGUGGACUCCACUCCUGGAGUUCCUCAGCUACGGGGUAGCCAGUGCCAUCGCGGCUGUCCUGCACCACCUGGGUCAGAGCGCCGCGGCGACCCACGGGACCGCCGCCGCUCGGGCCAGACAACAAAUUCCAGACUGUCAGUUCAGAGGGGCGUUCACCAGUGGCAAUUACGCGUACCUCACGCCUUACUUCAAAGGCAAUGCUGGGUGGGGCGGCGUGCUCGUGCGGUUGGACCUCUCGGAUUUCUCGACGGUGGAAUCGCUGGACCUGAGGACAAUCGACAGCGACCUGCAGUAUUUUGAAGGAGGAUUUGCUCAUGGCGACUACGGGUACCUGGUUCCAACAUCAACCACAGGGUGGACAAUAUCAUACGACGUCAGAAUGGGCAAAGUCGUCAGAUUCAGCUUGUCAGAUUUCAGCCUCAGCACCGUGCAAGUCCUCGACCUUGCGCAGACCGACGCCACUCUGAAAGGGUUCAGCGGUGGGUUUACCGAUGGCGCGUGGGGUUACAUGGUGCCGUGGUACCCUGCCACCACCGCUGGCCGGAUCCCCAUCUAUUCUGGCAAAGUGGCUCGGUUCAGCCUGGCAGAUUUCAGCACGGUGCAGGUGCUCGACUUAGAGGCGAUCGACCCGAGCCUUGAGGGUUUCUACAAGGGGUUCUUCGCUGGCGGUUGGGGGUAUUUACUCAAAUCCAGGACUGGUGGCGCGGGUGAUGGGAAAAUGGUUCGAUUCAGCGUGGCAGAUUUUAUUCGAGACUGGAAGUGCUCGACCUGA
Molecule: messenger RNA, 1204 nt
Organism: Prorocentrum cordatum
Lineage: Eukaryota; Dinophyceae; Prorocentrales; Prorocentraceae
Source: the annotation of a GenBank genome assembly